AUGGAAAGAGCCAGCCCUGCUUGCUGGAGCCAGCCCGGUGGGACGGCGUGGAACAGGACUUGGCAUCACCGGCUGCUGAGGCACGAGGACGAUGACUACAACUGCACCGACUGUGACGCCGGUCACUUGAGCAAAGUCCCUGUCACGCUGCUCAUCUGCCUCUGCGGGCUGGUGGGGAACGGGGCCGUCCUCUGGUUCCUCAGCUCCGGCGUCCGCAGGAACCCCAUCACCGCCUACGUCCUGAGCCUGGCUGUCACCAACUUCACCUUCCUCCUCUCCAUCGCCACCGCCCUUGUGAUAUUUUACGGCCCAGAGAGCCUUUGUCACAGGCUGGGCUCGCGGGACGUGACGACCGCGUUGAACAUCACCAUCCUCUUC
Messenger RNA from Phaethon lepturus (White-tailed tropicbird), 378 nucleotides. RefSeq names its product mas-related G-protein coupled receptor member X2-like. Gene Ontology annotation, biological process: G protein-coupled receptor signaling pathway. Lineage: Eukaryota; Metazoa; Chordata; Aves; Phaethontiformes; Phaethontidae. Gene Ontology annotation, cellular component: membrane. Gene Ontology annotation, molecular function: G protein-coupled receptor activity. The transcript has a single exon. The record is from RefSeq and is a predicted model, not a curated record. The annotation marks the transcript as partial.